AGCAAAAAAUCGACCUUAUAUUUCCUAGGGUUCACUUCAGAUACAAUCCACACCAAUUUAUAGCAAAAGUGUUUUUUAAGAUUUUUAAGUCAUUAAUAAAUGCGAAUAAUCGGAGAAAUUUUUAUCAUGAAAAAGGGAAAAAUUCCGAAAAAGAGCAGUUGCAGCAAAACGAUGGGACUGCUCAGAUAGCUUGUCUACCACUCUUAUCGAUUUUGAACUAUUGCAUAACAAAUCAAUAAUUAGACUAUACAGUAUUGGGUGCCUAUUUAAAAUUUCGUGUUAGGCGCCUAUUUAAAAUUCUCGCUUUUUGCUUUUUUAGGCCUCAGACAAUUUUUUAGUAUGGAAAAAGUACGCGAGUAGUUGAAAUGACUCAAUGUCACCUUUGCCCAUAAAAGGUCGGCGGUUAUGAAACGCAGAUUUGCCAUCCGAAAAAAAAACGUAGAAAAUCAUUUUGAAAAAUCAAAUGCUCGUUUGUGCUUUUCUGUAAGAAGCCGAGUGUUCCGUACUAUUUCCUCUUUCUUGUGUGGUAUAAAUUAUUUUAUUUCAAUCACAAGAGUUUUUAAAUUUAGUAACACUAAACAAUUUGCGAUAAAACUUGUGUUUUAUGCAAAAAGUUAUUUCUGAAAAAUAAGAAAAAGAAGGUAUGAUGCUCUUAAGUGCACUCGUUUCUAUAAUUUUGCGGAAAUUGCAACUGCGCUUCCCUUGAAAUGCCAAGUACCGUUCCACCGUUACAACGAUCUCAGUUUGUGGGCUGAAAAUUCCCCAAUUGUAAUUUGAAUUAACCCCAACUUAAGCCCGAGCUACGCAUUAAUCCCCCAGUUUUAUAAUAGCAUUGGCACGGGGAUCGUUGAAAGGGUACAGAAUCACCGACGGAGUGAAUGAAAGCUAAAUUAUUCCUGUUUUGGUUACAGAAAGUGAGUAUUUUAAACGAUGUGACACACUUUUUGAUUAGUUCAUCUAUCGCAGCGUGAAAAUUGAAAAUUGACCCCAGAUCUUGCGUAAAUUUUUAUCAAUACAUUCCUGGUUCGGUCUUGCUUUUUAUAAUUGCCCUUUUAUACCUUACUAAUGAUACUCGCCAGAAGCGCUUCUUUUACUUUAGUUUCCCUCGCCGUCUAUAUAUAUGCAGACCAAGCUCUCUCUUAAUUUGAGAGCAAUCUAUAAUUAACUUUCUGAAAUACCACCUCCGCACGAUAGAAGCAGAUUCAAAUCUGACUCGAUAUUUUGUCUUUAUUCGGCACGUUCGUCAGCAUCAUCGUCAUGGCUAGCUUCAUUCGGAAAGCCUCUCUCAAACUAGACAAACGACUUCGACUGGAGCGAACUAGUUCUGGACACAACGUCGAAGCGGCUAAGAAGGGCUUAGAGGAGGGCUGUCUGCGUCUAAGUGAGGCCAUCUCGUUCGAACAGUUCUACGACAUCAUCUCUGACACACUCCGCCUCAUUUUAGACAACGUCUCGGAGGUGUUGGUGUUCUGUCAUGACGCAUCCAUUGACAAACUGGUCUCUACCGGGUCUGUCAACCACCCUCUGCCUGGAUAUGGCAUCUGCAAACAGACGAAGGACCUUGGCCUGCGCAAGGUCUUCCGCAUCUUGGACGCUCAUGACCCCCUCUGUCAGCUGCUGUCCCUGUCCAACCACUUCAUCCUGCCCGAGGGCAACAAAGUGCUCUGCUCCCCCAUCCAGGACAGACACACGAAGAAGACCAUCCUGUUCCUCGUGGUCAUUUGCAACGAACUCACCCAUGACUCUAAGGAGAAUCUGGACUACCUCGAAAAACACAUAGCUGCUACAUGGUACAGACUAAACCAGCUGCAGACACCUUCAGUGGUGGCAAGCACCAGCUCCGAGUUGGACUACGAGAGCAAGAAGAUCCUGAAACUGUGCGGGGAGUUGUACGACAGAGACGGGGAGCGACUACAGCAGAAACUACUGCACUUCCUGCAGGAACAGCUGGACUGUCAGCAUUGCAUCCUGUUCUUCGUGGGGGAGGACAAUUCUAUCUUCUCCCACGUUACACUACCAAACAGGCCCAAGUGUGAAUUGUUCUUCCCAAUAUCGACGAACAGUUUUGGAACUGCUAUUCACAAGAAGUGUCCAGUUGUCCUCUCUGACAUCACAGCCGUUGAGCGUGAACAGCUGGAGAAGUGUUUUGGAGUGGAGCUACACAACAUGUUGUGCAUGCCGGUGGAGAGUCGGAGUGACCAGAGCCACGUGAUCGCACUCUUCUGCGCCUUCAACAAGAGGAGACCAGCCGCUUCUGCUGCAGACAGUUCUAACACAAACACACCUACCAACACCAUCACACAAAACAACAAUUACAGUAGUAGUAGCAGUGUGCCACACACAGGAACGACAUCAUCCGUCACUUCAGCAACAGGUUCAGCUGCUGUAGGAAGUGGCGCCUCUCAGACGGUGGCGUUUGCUGAUUUCGACGCGAUGGACGAGAUCAAAGCACACAACACCUUCAGAUACACGACCACAGUGCUGACCAGCACCAUCGCCUACCAGAAAGAGAAGCGACUCAAGACCCAGACGGAGACCAUGCUCAACGUGGCCAAGAACCUAUUCUCACAACUAGAGGACAUGACGGAAUUGCUGAAGUUGGUGAUGCAAGAGGCGCGCAAUCUAUGCAAUGCUGAAAGGUGCUCGUUGUUUCUGGUGAAUGAGAACAGACAGCAGUUGGUGGCCAAAGUGUUUGACGGGGGAGAGGCGACCAAUGAGAUCCGCAUCCCUAUCGACAAGGGUAUCGCGGGUCAGGUGGCAACCACAGGUGAGAUUCUGAAUAUCAAGGACGCGUACGAGCACCCGCUGUUCUUCACGGGUGUGGACCAGAAGACGGGCUUCCGCACCCGCGCCAUCCUCUGCUUCCCAAUCAUAGACGGCGACCAGGUGAUCGGGGUGGCCGAACUGUGCAACAAAAUAGCCGGCAACUCCUUCUCCACCGAGGACGUCGAGGUCGCCAAGGCAUUCUCCAUCUACUGUGCAAUUGCUAUCGCCCACUCUUUGCUUUACCGGAAAGUGCAGCAGGCGCAGAAGAAGAUCCUGCUGACGAAUGAGUUGAUGCUGUACCACAUGAAGAACCUGUCUGUGGACGAAGUGACUGCACUGCUGAGCGAGGAGAGGGAGAAUGUGUGUGAGAAGUGGCCCGGCAUAGACUCCUUCCUGUUCAAUGCCCGCCUCACGAUUCCAUACUGCGAGACAGUGCGAUGUGUGCUCAACAUGUUCCACGAACUGGGAUUCAUUUCCAGGUGGCAUCUGGACAUGGAUACUCUGGUGCAGUUCAGUCUGACAGUGAAACAGGGCUAUCGGGAGGGCGUCUCCUACCACAAUUGGUGGCAUGCAUUCUCAGUCGCACACUUCUUCUACCUUAUCUGCAAAAACUCAAAACACAGUGUUGCCAAUCAACUCAGUGACCUGGAGACGUUUGUGACGUUCAUUGCAUGUCUGUGUCAUGACAUCGACCACAGAGGCACCAAUAACUCCUUCGAAAUCAACUCGAAAAGCACGCUAGCUUCUCUGUACAGCUCACAGGGCUCGGUGAUGGAGAGACACCACUUCGCCCAGACAGUGGCCAUUCUCAAUAGUGGCAGCUGCAACAUAUUCUCCUCCCUUCCUGACAACCAGUUCAAAGGAGCCCUCGACAUCCUGCAGAACAACAUCCUCGCUACCGACCUCGCCCACCAUUUCAAGAUCAUGGGCAAACUGAAGGAGAUGGCCAUUCAUGGGUAUAAAGUGGACGACGACAAACACCACGAGAUGCUGCUAUGCCUCAUCAUGACCUCGUGUGACCUGUCAGAUCAGACCAAAGACUGGAACAAUCUCAUCGAAGUCGCAGAGAGUCUGUACGAGGAGUUUUUCAACCAGGGAGACCUGGAGAGGGAGAUGGGAGCUCAGCCGAAUGAGAUGAUGGACAGGCACAGGGCACACAUCCCAGAACAGCAGAUCAGCUUCCUCGACAACGUCGCAAUACCCACCUUCCAAUUGCUGAGUGACUUUUUGCCUGAGACUCAAGAGGCUCUGGAUGAAGUGCACUUGAACAGGCGUAGGUGGGAUGUUGUGAAGAGCGAGGUGGGAGACAGGAACAUCAUGGUCAAAGGCAAACUGGACAUCAAACACCUGGACGUAGACCGACUCCUAAGAGAGAAAGAGAGCGAGGCGGCGAACAACAGCAGUCCAGAUACACACAACGCAGUAGACACACACUCUGGCUCAGAAUCACACAACUCAACUUCGAACCAAAAUAACAACAACACAUCUCAAAACUGUGUGGCCAACUCGAAACAUUGACAACCGCAGAAUAAUUUAAGCGUUUUUCUAUCCUAUCGAAGUGGAAGGAAGAUUUGUUAUAGGGAGGUUUUAAGUGAAAAUGUGAUUGUUUUUGGAGGAAACAGAGAGAAAAAAGGACGAAGGAUCUCUUAGAAUCAUUCAGUCAAUAGUCGUCUUCUUCUGUCGUCUCUAUGUUACUCUAUUUCUUUAUCUGCUAAAUACCCAGUAGAGAUGUGUAUCGUUUGGCUACUGUAGCCAAUUUCCAUUUUGAUUGAACUACAAUUUACUAUCUCACUUUCAGUAUCCCAGCAAAACAAUUUAGCAAUCAGAACAACCUUAGACAAGCUAUGUUAUUUUGGAAAUCUUGCUGCAGAAAACAACAAAAGAGAAUGCUGUCGAAUGGUACUUCAGUAUUGUUUGGAUACCUGUGUCAGAACUGGCAGUUUUUCUCUGAUUACCAUUAUAUGCUGUCUGCAAUGCGGUGUGUGUGUAAAUAGGAAUUGUUAUUCUGCAAUGUGAAUUUGCAGAUGAGACGAAGAAAUAGUCAUAUUCAUUCGCUGGCCGAAAAGGAAGAAGCUACAUGUAUAUCAACAUAAACUGUCUACCAAGGGAUUAAAGAGUUGAAAAACAAAACAAUUUUUUAGAUGAUUUAUUUUUUAAGAAGGUAUCAGAUAAUAAUGUUGUAAUUUCCGCAAUGUAUAUUUCCAGGAGAAACAAAUUAAAAAGUGUAAUUUGCGUUUGAUUGUUCUUCUGUUUUCAUGUAAAAAUUAGUCUUCACAUAAAACUGAAAACAAUUAAUAAACGAAGGUGCAGAAUUAUGUAAUAAAGAAGUAAAAUUAACUGUAUUUAGCUGUUCUAACUAAACAGGGUCGUAUAGCUCACAUGAAUCAGUUAGUUUUGCAGAUUAAUGCGACUCUGUUUGUUUUAGU
Symsagittifera roscoffensis is the source of this 5192-nucleotide messenger RNA. RefSeq names its product cGMP-dependent 3',5'-cyclic phosphodiesterase-like. The record is from RefSeq and is a predicted model, not a curated record. NCBI's taxonomy places the organism in Eukaryota, Metazoa, Xenacoelomorpha, Acoela, Convolutidae. Gene Ontology annotation, biological process: positive regulation of gene expression; negative regulation of receptor guanylyl cyclase signaling pathway; regulation of mitochondrion organization. Gene Ontology annotation, molecular function: 3',5'-cyclic-AMP phosphodiesterase activity; 3',5'-cyclic-GMP phosphodiesterase activity; 3',5'-cGMP-stimulated cyclic-nucleotide phosphodiesterase activity. Gene Ontology annotation, cellular component: synaptic membrane; nucleus; cytosol. Bases 1258 to 4284 code for a protein of 1008 amino acids. The transcript is spliced from 17 exons.